Messenger RNA from Botrytis porri, 597 nucleotides. RefSeq lists its product as uncharacterized. Lineage: Eukaryota; Fungi; Ascomycota; Leotiomycetes; Helotiales; Sclerotiniaceae. The transcript has a single exon. Gene Ontology annotation, molecular function: zinc ion binding. The record is from RefSeq and is a predicted model, not a curated record. Bases 1 to 597 code for a protein of 198 amino acids.
AUGAAUCCUCUUAACGCAACACAAGUGGCAGGCACAGACCGUAUCAUCCUUAUUGCAGAACCUGAAGAAGGAAACGCCGUGGUUCUUUUGGAUCAAAAUUUUCUUCUUGGUGACGAUUUACAAAUUCAAUUGUCAAACACAGAAGAAAUACCAGAUCUUGUCUCAUACUCCCCUCUCCCAGUAGACGUCGCUGAUCGCCUGGGACAAGAAGCACAAGAAACACAAAACGAGUAUAUCGCCGUCCUUCAGAAGCAGAGAAGCCUUGAACGCAUAAAUAUGCCUACGUCUUCGGAGAAAAAGGACAAAAUCAGAGAACUCAUGAAGCCAGUCAAAGGAAAUACGGAUGAACUAAGCCCUUGUUUCUGCAACGAACCGUACGCAGACGAAACAGCGGAGGUCGACAAUAAUUCGCACGAAUCAGUAAAGAUGCCUGAUUGUACACAUAUUUUUGAGAAAUGUUGCAUCGUGCAAUGGCUGGGCGAUAACAGCCCCUCGACUUGCCCGAUGUGUAGGAAGGUAGUCCAUUUACCGAGAGAUAGACUGGUAAGACGAAAUGAUACAGACGAUCUUUACAGUAUCAUUGACUAUCAUCAAUGA